Dendronephthya gigantea is the source of this 1354-nucleotide messenger RNA. RefSeq lists its product as uncharacterized. Gene Ontology annotation, cellular component: membrane. Lineage: Eukaryota; Metazoa; Cnidaria; Anthozoa; Malacalcyonacea; Nephtheidae. The record is from RefSeq and is a predicted model, not a curated record. The coding region runs from base 663 to 1334 and encodes 223 amino acids. The transcript is spliced from 4 exons.
UGUCAUAAAUACAAUGCAGUUCAGAAAUUAAACUCGGUUACGCAGUUCCUGGUCCCUAUACGAUCGUACUUGUUUUUCUGAUAUUUUUGGCACAUAUGAACGAUGAAUAUGUCAUCAAAUCAUUCUGACCGCAGUGAUGCACUUCCUGUGCCCGCUCUCAAACACUCCCUCUCAGAGUGUCACGUAUUUUCGCUCCUUAAACGAUUGUAUAUCAUUGAGGUAUUAUAAUUCCUAUUGUAGUCUGGUUUAAAAAUAUAUUUGUAUAUUGGUUGUACCUUGUGUGCGUUAGACUGUGAGAUAAAUAUGUCUGCGAGACUGCGAAGAAGCAAUGCCUUCGCACUUUUGGCAUUUGCUAGCAUAAAUAAUCAUUAAUAAUCAUUUCUUCUUGUCGCUUUUCGAUGUUAUUUUUAAGUUUUCAACCUAACAUAGCGCCAUAAUAUGCUACGUGCAUCCACAGCUCUCUCAACGCCGGAGGUAAAAAAUUUAAAUACAAUACGAUUUCAACGGAUUUAAUCAGCAUUAUGGAAAUAUUCUAUAUAUUGCAUGUCGGGAUAAAUGCAUAAAUGAACAUACUUUAUUAAAAUCUUCAUCGCAAUAACAGUUUGAAAUAUUGCACUGUUGAUCAUCAAACUAAAACAGAGUAGCUACCAUUCAGUGUUGCGAUGGCAUCGAAGCUACGAUCGAGAAUACAAUUAAUCAUUGGUCUAGCGGGCUUGGUAUUAACAUGUUCCGGUAUUAUAUUAUUUGCAUCCAGUUAUUUGGUGGAAGAGUGGUUGAAAAGCUACGAAUUUAGUUCUCCGCUGGGAAGAAACCAUUGCGAAUACUGGGCAGCAAUACCAACUUUCCUGACCGGCAUUGUAAUUCUAAUCUCCGUAACCAAACAUUUCAAACAUUAUCUCGAAUUGUUGUACUACCUGCGGACAUGUUGCACUCUUGUUGUUAUGGUUACUGCGCUGGGUGUAAUAGUUGAAGAGACAACUGAUAAUGGAUAUUCGCAUGCCCUUGUCGAUGGAGAGCGCUGCCAAAAACAUAACGACGACCUACACCCAAGAUUCAAAGAAUUUUGUGAAGUGUUAAGAAAGGCGGACAAAAUGUUUUAUGUGAUGCUAUUCACUGCUGAUAUUGUGUUGGUUACAUCAAUAAUUGUUCUUUUUGCUAUCUAUACAGAAUGGAUGCUUUUUACCAUUUUGAGAGUCGAAACUCGAAACUGGAAACACUCCAUGCGUAUGGACGGGAGAUAUGAAAGAUUCUCUGUAAAUGAUGAAAGUCAGGGUGAAGAAACACAAAUAUCAGAAGUUCAGAGUGUCGACCAAGUUUCACUGCAGGCGGUUUAAAAACUGUCAUUAAAAAUUGU